UGAUAUUGCAGUUAUAACAGCUGAGGUAUUCUGGAGUUGUCCUUCAUAUAUAGCUAUAUAUAUAUAUAUAUUUUAUCUCAGUAAGGAAUCUGUUAAACUGAAGUGGUUUAUGUUUUUGGUAAACGUUGAUAUUAACAUUCAACUUUGAGGAAGUGCAUGAAUAACACAGAAUGACUCCCUUGCUGUAUAAAGAUGCCUUUUGGGGAGUUGAUUUCACUAAUCAUCAGGGCUAUGAGGUUCUGAUUCAGAGACUAUAUGAUGGCAGGCGGAUGUGCAAAGAUGUGGAGGAACUGCUGAAGAUGAGGGCCAUGGCAGAAGAGAGGUAUGGGAAGGAUCUGGUGACAAUAGCACGUAAAGCUGGGGGGCAGACAGAGAUCAGCACUCUGAAAGCCUCCUUUGAUCAACUUAAAACACAAAUUGAAAACAUCGGGAAUCUGCAUAUCCAGCUAUCCGGAAUGUUACGGGAAGAGAUGAAGAAGAUGGAAAUAUUCAGAGAGCGACAGAAAGAACAGAGGAGGAAGUUUGAGGGGAUUAUGGAGAAAGUUCAGAAGAUGAAGGUGUCCUUAUACAAGAAGACCAUGGAG
Messenger RNA from Oncorhynchus tshawytscha (Chinook salmon), 584 nucleotides. RefSeq names its product proline-serine-threonine phosphatase-interacting protein 1. Gene Ontology annotation, biological process: actin filament polymerization. Lineage: Eukaryota; Metazoa; Chordata; Actinopteri; Salmoniformes; Salmonidae. Gene Ontology annotation, molecular function: actin filament binding. The record is from RefSeq and is a predicted model, not a curated record. Gene Ontology annotation, cellular component: plasma membrane; actin filament; cytoplasm.